UUGGUUAUACGACGGAUCGGUAACAAUAAACGAUUGAGGCAGGGGUAUUAAGAGUGGUCGGCGUUAUGCCUGUCAAGUGAAAACCCAUACCGAUGAAAAUCCACACAUUAGGUUGGCCGUUGCGCGAGGAAUGGCAGCCUAUGGAAAUGUGGAGAAAAUACGACGUGCUAUGGACGUCGCACAAACUAUGAUUAAUUUGGCCGCUAAUCAGCUUGAUGAUUUGCGGUCUCAGUGCUCCGUUAAUGCACCGCUCACUCAAAAAGAAAUACGGCAAAUGGAGGCAAAAUUGAUAAAGUUAUAUUCCAAACAACUUGCGGCAAAGGCUAAAUUGGCUGAUUCAUUACCAUCAGACAUGAUACAAUAUCCAUUGUUAGAACAAUGGUUGAGAGUAGUUGGUCUUACUGAGGACUCAAUACAGAUGGUUUGUUCUAAAGUUAAUACUAUUGAGGCCCUGAAGGAGAAGUCUGAACUUGAAUUAAAGGGUAUGUUAAAUGAAAAUUGUAUAUACUACAAGGAAGAAUGUCGUAGGCUUUGUAAAGCAAUGGACAUUUUAUGGCGAUACACAGAUUUUUUGAUAAGAGGAGGUACAGAAAAGAAUGAUUCAGAUUUAUACUGGGAUUCUUGGGACAAUUUACGUAAGGAAAUUUGUCCUAAGUCAAUUCUGUCUCGUACUACACGGUGUUCCAUUCCAUCAGAGAGUAGCAUUCCAUAUCAUAAUAACAACAAUGAUGUAUUAGCACCAGCUUCUGCAAUAUCAACUUCUUUUUCAAGUAAUCCUCCCUGUAUUUCAUUGCCAAAGAGAGAUCUUGAAUAUGAACUUAAAUCUCUGCCUCCAGAAGUUAAACCUCUGCCUUCAGAAGUUAAACCUCUGCCUCUAGAAGUUAAACCUUUGCCUCCAGAAGUUAAAACUCCUCCUCCAUGUAGAAAACAUUUGAUUAGUAUACAAAAGAAGCCAUUACAAUCUGAAGUGCUUCCGUUAGCUAAGUCAAAAUCUCACGAAUCACAAUUGGCAAAUCGUCGUCUUACUAAUAUAAUACAAUUUGAUGAUGAUAUAUCAUUUAGUUUUAGAAAUAAUUCUUCUAUAGAGAAAAACAGCGAUUCUCCUGUAAGAAGAAAUCUACCAACAGAACAAAAUGUAGAUUGUGGUACAACAGAUUCUGGAAAAGAAGAAAGUCCUUUAUCAAGCAACAAUAGUCCCAUUAAAUCACCUAUUAAAUCACCUCUCUCUAUCAAAUCACCUGUUGAAUUACCUUUAAAUCACCUUAAAUCACCUGUUAAAUCACCUAUAAAAUCACCUGUUAAAUCACCCGUUAAGUCAUUUGUUAGAUCACAUUUUAAAUCACCACCACCACCUCCAAUCUGUACUACAAAUCCAGAAAGUGAUAAUCUUGAGGGAACAGGAACGAGUCUCCAAGUGCCAAACUCUCCAUCUACUCCUGGUUCAUCUCGCGGCAUGAGUCACGCAAUUACUCAUCGAUUUACCAAAUCAUUCAAUAUGUUAACAGUAUGUGACUAUUGUGAGAGACCAGUGUUUAUGAAUACUUUAAGAUGCAAGGAAUGUAAAUAUAGGUGUCAUCAAGAAUGUCUAUCCAAAGUACCCUCUUCUUGUGGCAUACCUCGAAAAUUUGUUGCAGCUUUUAAACGAUCUAUACAAUCUUUACAGCAUUCGUUGAAUGUUUCCCCUGUAUUAAAGAGGACUGGCAUGACAUCUUCGAAUAAUGUAGACUUAUUACCCCGUUUAAAUCGCAAAGACAGAAGACGGUCAUACACACAAUCUUCUACGAAUAUACCUGUACAUGGCGAUUCUAAUUUAAAUACAUUCAGCCAUAACCGCUCAACACCUUCUAGUCCAGCAUUGCUAUCAACUACUGUUAGCCACAGUACACAUUCGUUUCUAAGACAGUUUCAUUUUCCAGAUGUAAUGAUUAAAAAGGAGGCAUUAUCAGGAAAGUUUCAUGAGAAGAGAUACAAAUCUGAAUCAGCGAUUUCGAAUGAUAAUAGAAGAAAAAAUGAUAUGGAUGAUACUUCGGAUUCAGAGGUAUCAAAGAAAGCUAAUUCUCAGGAAUCUCUAAGUUCUGACAGUGAAAUAGUUGAAAAUCCAUGUCGUUGGCCUCGACAAAAUAGUGUAUUGAUGCAAGAGUGGGACAUUUUAUAUAGUGAAUUAAAAGUUAGAAAUUUGAUUGGAAAAGGAAGAUUUGCUACAGUAUAUAGAGGUUUCUGGCAUGGGGAUACUGCAAUUAAAAUUUUAAAUAUGAGUUAUUAUUCAGAAGAUGAAAAGACAUUAGAAACAUUUAGAUUAGAGGUCGCCACAUACCGAAUAGCUCGACACGACAAUAUAAUAUUAUUUUUAGGAGUUUGUACAAAACCUCCUCAAUUGGCUCUAGUGACUAGUUUGUCUAGAGGCAUAUCACUUUAUACUUGCCUUCAUAUACGAAAAGACAGAUUUACUUUGACUCAAAUUAAUUCUAUAGCUCAACAGAUAUGUCAGGGAAUGAAAUAUCUUCAUUCUCGUGAUAUAAUUCACAAAGAUCUUAGAAGCAAGAAUGUAUUUGUAGAAAAUGGAAAAGUUGUGAUAUCAGAUUUCGGUCUGUUUAACAUUACCAAAUUGUGCCAUGGAAAUAGGAAAGGAGAACGAUUGAAUAUACCACCAGGUUGGUUAUGCUACUUAGCACCAGAGAUUAUUCGACGAUUAAAACCGUUAAAUCGGGGUCAGGACAAGUUACCAUAUUCAGUUGAUUCUGAUGUUUAUGCAUUUGGGACUAUUUGGUAUGAAUUAUUAUGUGGUGAAUGGCCUUUUAGAGGUCAACCUACGGAAGCUAUUAUUUGGCAAGUUGGAAAAGGAAUGAAACAAUCUUUAUCAUAUUUGCAAGCUUCCCGUGAUGUAAAGGAUAUUUUAAUGUAUUGCUGGUCGUACCAUGCAAAAAGACGUCUUGACUUUAUAGAGAUAAUAACUCUACUCAAAAGGCUGCCUCGCAAAAAAUUAGCGCGUAGUUCCUCUAAUCCUACAAAUUGUACUCGUUCUGCAGAAUCUAUGUUCUGAAUAC
This is a messenger RNA of Cyphomyrmex costatus, 3044 nucleotides long. RefSeq names its product kinase suppressor of ras (gene ksr). NCBI's taxonomy places the organism in Eukaryota, Metazoa, Arthropoda, Insecta, Hymenoptera, Formicidae. The transcript has 16 exons. Gene Ontology annotation, biological process: protein phosphorylation. The record is from RefSeq and is a predicted model, not a curated record. Bases 131 to 3040 code for a protein of 969 amino acids. Gene Ontology annotation, molecular function: ATP binding; protein serine/threonine kinase activity.